AUGGGAACGGGCGCAUCUGUGGAACAAAGAUUCCGCAAGCCAAAUGCUCGCCGCGUAAACCUCUUCAAUAUCUUGACGGAGAUCAUGAAGGAAACGAAGCGCGAGGAGGAAAUCCCGGAAGACCACUGGGAGCUUCUGAUGAAGGCGCUGGAGACCGAAGAGCAGGCAGAGGCGAAGCAGCUGAAGGAGGAACUCGAGAAGGAGCGUGCGAGCCGUGUGGCCCAAGAGCAGCUCGUGGAGAAGUUGAAGGCUGAACUGAAACAGAAGGAAGACUUGCAGGAGGAGACCGAGAGCGAGCUUAAGAAGCUGAAAGCACAACUGAAGCAAAAGGACGAGGCGUCGAAUGAGCAGCAAGAGUCCAAAUCCAACGAUCAAGCCACUGAGGAUCAAGCCACUUUGGAUCAAAAAGAGGCAGCAGACUGUGAAACCAUUCACGACGCGGCCGGAAAGAGUGUAGCCGCGGUGCGGCACUUCCUCCGGGAACACCCGACGGCCGUGAACAAGAAAGAUGAGCAC
This is a messenger RNA of Symbiodinium necroappetens, 516 nucleotides long. The record is from the annotation of a GenBank genome assembly. Lineage: Eukaryota; Dinophyceae; Suessiales; Symbiodiniaceae.